Messenger RNA from Camelina sativa (false flax), 765 nucleotides. Its product is annotated as MLP-like protein 31. Lineage: Eukaryota; Viridiplantae; Streptophyta; Magnoliopsida; Brassicales; Brassicaceae. The record is from RefSeq and is a predicted model, not a curated record. Gene Ontology annotation, biological process: defense response.
ACUAUCUUGUAAGGGAGUCACUCAUCACUAUAAUUGCAAUUCCAUAAACCAAAAGAAAUAAUGGAAGCCGUGAAGGGACCGCCAGAGAUCUCUCUGUUCGGGGAGCUUGUGUUGGAUGUUGAGAUUAGAGCUCCAGCGGGGAAGUUCCACCAUAUGCUCGCCGGAAGACCACACCAUAUGUCGAAAGCCACGCCUAACAAUAUCCAAGGAUGUGAUCUUCAUGAGGGAGAGUGGGGAAAGGUUGGCACUAUCGUCACUUGGAACUACGUUAUUGAUGGACAGCCAAAGAUGGCCAAGGAUAGGAUCGAGGCAUUGGAGCCGGAGAAGAAUUUGAUCACGUUCGGAGUGAUAGAAGGUGAUCUAAUGAAUGAGUUCAAGAGUUUCAAUCUCACGAUCCAGGUGACUCCGAAGCAAGGAGGGCCUGGAAGUGUGGUUAACUGGCACGUGAAAUACGAGAAGAUUAACGAGAACGUUGCUCACCCGGAGAAUAUGCUCCCGUUCUUCGAAUCAAUGUCCAAAGAGAUCGACGAGCACCUCUUGUCCGAGGAGUAGAGGCUUUUUGUGUGCGUGUCUUGUUGUCUAUCUCUAGGGUACAGAGAGAGAGAGAAGCCACAACACCUUCUUCGAGCCAGAAACUUAUUCGAAAUUUAUCUUUCUUCUUUCAUAAGUUGGACCUGUCUUCUCAGUACUUCUCCUUUAGUUACGUUAUAAAAUAUUAAAGCAGUGCUGGAUCUAAUAGAAUAUAUGAAUGAUGGAUAUGUGACA